Messenger RNA from Abrus precatorius (Indian licorice), 2178 nucleotides. Its product is annotated as CSC1-like protein At3g54510. The transcript is spliced from 11 exons. Lineage: Eukaryota; Viridiplantae; Streptophyta; Magnoliopsida; Fabales; Fabaceae. The record is from RefSeq and is a predicted model, not a curated record. Gene Ontology annotation, cellular component: plasma membrane. Gene Ontology annotation, molecular function: calcium-activated cation channel activity.
AUGGACCCUCAUAGCCUUAUGGCAUCGGCAGCCAUAAACAUAGGGUUGGCCCUAAUAAUUCUAACGCUCUUCUCCAUGCUGAAGAAGCAACCUUGCAAUGCUUCCAUAUACUAUGCUCGCUCUCUCUCCCACCGCCACCACGUUCCUUUCCACUCUCCUUCUUCGGUGCACCGUUUCCUUCCUUCAAUCUCGUGGAUUUCUCGCGCGUGCACCGUCACCGAAGACCAGAUCGUCCAAGCUCAUGGCCUCGAUUCUCUUGUCAUCAUCAGGCUCUUCAAAUUUGGUAUUAAGUUUUUUACAGUGUGUUCAGUUGUUGGGUUGGUGGUACUUCUCCCGAUUAAUUAUGGUGUCUCGGAGGUUCAGAAUGGGAGCUACUCUACAAUGGAUUCUUUUACAAUAUCUAAUGUUAAAAGAGGCUCUAGAAGUAUGGGAAAUGUUGCACUUUUGUGGAUUUCAUGAUUUUCAAACAGGCUUUGGGUUCAUUUUGCUUGCUUGUGUUUUAUAUCUUUCUACGGGAUGUACCUGCUGUAUAAGGAAUAUGAUGAAAUGUUGAUUCGAAGGAUCAAGCAAAUUCAAAAUUUAAAGCAAAGACCUGAUCAAUUUACUGUCUUGGUUCGUGAAAUUCCAUUAUGCAAUGAGCACAAGACUCAUGGCUGUUGUGUUGAUCAUUUCUUCUCAAAACACUAUCCGAACACUUACUUUUCCUAUCAAAUGGUGUACAGCACAGAAGAUCUUGAGGAGUUGGUGAAUCAAGCAAAGUCUCUUGCAAGAAAAAUAGAGUUAAAAGAAACUUCGCGGGCCAGGAAACAUAAGAUGUUGUCACUUUUAAGUUUAUCACGUCAAGAGACUUCAGAAGUAGCUUUGUUAGAGGAAAAGCUUCAAGCACUUAGUCACAAGAUUCACCAGUUGCAAUGCAAAGACAUGCUCCAGAAAAAGGAGUUGCCUGUUGCUUUCGUAACAUUCAAGUCCCGUUCUGCUGCUGCAGCAGCAGCUCAGUUGCAACAGCAUUCACAUCCACUUCUUUGGAUCACUGAACAUGUCCCAGAACCAAGGGAUGUUUCAUGGAGGAAUAUGAAAGUAUCCUACAGAGUAGUGCCACUUUAUAGACUAGGUGUUCUCAUUGCUGCAUCACUACUUACGCUUUUCUUUGCCAUUCCUGUUACUGCUGUUCAAGGAAUAGCCAAAUAUGAGAAACUGAAGAAAUGGUUUCCUCCUGCCAUGGCUGUGCAGUUGAUACCAGGAUUAAGCUCUAUAGUGACAGGAUAUCUUCCAAGUGUUGUCCUAAAAGCAUUUAUAUACAUUGUGCCAUUUGCAAUGUUUGCUAUGGCAAAAGUAGCUGGAUGUAUUGCAAGAAGCAAGGAGGAGAUCAAAGCAUGCAACAUGGUUUUCUACUUUCUGGUUGGAAAUGUGUUCUUCUUGAGUGUGCUAUCAGGAUCCCUUCUUGAUGUACUUGGACAAUUUAUUAGUAGUCCUAAAAAUAUUCCUAGUCAUCUUGCCAGAGCUGUCUCUGCCCAAGCAGAUUUCUUUGUGACAUACAUCUUGACAGAUGGUUUGUCAGGGUUUUCUUUGGAAAUUCUCCAGCCUGGCUUACUAUUUUGGGAUAUUUUGAAGUCUUGCAUUAAUGGCUGUCAACGAGAGAGAAGUCCUUAUCUUUAUUCAUUGCCUUACUUUAGAAUAAUCCCUUUAACCUCUCUGUCAGUUCUAAUUGGCAUAGUGUACGCAGUAGUGACGCCAUUGUUGCUCCCAUUUCUUAUCGUUUACUUCUGUCUUGGCUAUGUUGUCUAUAUCAACCAGAUUCAAGAUGUGUAUGAAACUACCUACGAAACCUAUGGACAAUAUUGGCCAUAUAUUCAUCACUACAUUCUCCUUGCAAUCAUUCUGAUGCAGAUUACCAUGAUUGGUUUAUUUGGACUGAAGUUAAAACCAGCUGCUUCUAUAGCAACCAUUCCGUUACUUUUGUUGACAUGCAUGUUUAAUGAGUACUGCAAGAUGCGUUUCCUCCCUUCCUUUCACCAUUAUUCUCUAAAGGAUGCUUCUGAAAAUGACGAGCUUGAUGAAAAGUGUGGUCUAUUGAAUUUCCACUGUGAAAAUGCAAUCAAUGCCUAUUGUCCGAUAGGUUUACGACCAGUGAAUUUCGUGGCAUCAGAAUCCAGCUCCAUGCCAUUAAUUUCUUCAUGA